Molecule: messenger RNA, 4290 nt
Organism: Dibothriocephalus latus
Lineage: Eukaryota; Metazoa; Platyhelminthes; Cestoda; Diphyllobothriidea; Diphyllobothriidae
Source: the annotation of a GenBank genome assembly
AUGUCGGUUGAACACAGGGAUGCACCGACGUGGCCCCUUUUCAGUGCCUUUGGUAACAACAGCGAGGGCUAUCUGUCGUCAACAGAGCCUUCCGAGUACUUCCGUUCUUAUCUUGAUGUCGGCGUUCGCGGACACAAGAAACAAGUAGAUCCACCUAUGGGAUAUGGUACAAAUAGCUCUGAUCAGGUUGACUUAAAGGACAACUCGCAAGACUACCUCGAACCGAGUUCGAUGUUGAGCGACAAAUGUUACUCUCGUGAGACCCAAGAAUCGGAGAGCACCAACCCUUCUACCGAUGCAGACCAGGAUCGCUUCACAUGUAACGGCUCGCUAUCGCCCCCUGCGAAGUCCAUCAACGAUUUAUGUGAGGAUCAGGUAACCGACAUUCGGUCUACCUCUUACUGCUUGAACUUCUCAGCUGCCCGAGAUACACUGCCCAACACCACAUUCAGUAGUCGGCCAUUGAUAAGAGGGACACAAAGCGUGCAAAGCCUUUCCGAAGACCCACACCUUCAUCCUCUGCGUUCAGUGGCUCCCCCAUAUCCGGCUGGGGCCAGUUAUUCUGUACCAGAGAGCAUGCUGCUAAAUCAGGCUCCAGAGACGUUGGCCUCUCUCUCAUAUGCUUCCGUAAAUACCCCCCUCGGCAUUUCUCCUCCAAAUUACGCCGGAACCCUACCCAAAAGCGAUUUUCGACUUCCCUCAUCUUCAACAGGUUUUCCUGACAUUCCGUCGUCCAAUUUGUGCUGUAAUCCUCCAGCCCAUGACCGAACCAGUUAUGCACGACCACAGAUGACUGUGCAACCGAAUUUCAUGCGUAACUACUGCUCCCCGUACUACGCUAAUGCAGCCGAACCUUACCCCACUCAUGCCUCUCUGUCCGGUGGAAACCUUAAUACAUUUCAUGGAAGUGCUUCCUCCCCGACUGGGCGAAAGUCAAGCUACCACAUUCAUCGUGCCAGUCCUAUACUCAAUAGUCGUUUAGAUCCUUACCAGCACUUCAAUUCCUCUGAAUGUUAUGAUGGAAGACCAGAUUUCCGCCAACCUGAGUCGAAACGACGUCGCAUUUCUGGGAUUUCCGAUUUCCCCCCUGACAGCGAACAGCGUUUGAUUGAAUAUGGUAGUCACAAAGCGAGACAAGUUACCGGACAGGUCGAGCGGCUAAAUACUCAAAAAUUCCGGUCGCAAAUGAAUUUGGCUGGAAAAUUAAAUCAUGACGGUCAGCCGUCAACCCACGUUGACCCUGUAACCCUCAAAUUGGCUCUCCCUCGAGAAAGUGCAAACGGUUCAGCGUGUGCCCCAAUCUCAUUUUGGAGUAAUCCUGCACAUUCAACUGCUCCUCUCGCCUCACAAACCUUGAGUCGCUCUAAUGGGAGUGAAAAACGGCGUGGCUCCCAAAACUCAUCAAGGUCUUCUAAGCGACGACGCACCUGUCCUGACGUUGAUCCGAAAUCGCGUCACCAGAAACUGAGCCAGGCGUCCGAGAUGCCGACAUCCCUGACAAUUGCUCGUUUGCUGUCUCGGAACGCCGCUUUACAAUGUAUCUCACCCCCAGCCCUGGAAGAUCCUUUGGGUCUUUACGCACCCGAGCCCGCGCUAACACGAAAGCUGGCCUGUCAUAAGUUGACAACCAACCCUCUGGCCUUACAACGGGACGCGUCGUCCAGCAUUUUGCUGCGGAACUAUGGGAAAAAGUACUCCUUUUUGCCCUUUUCGCUUCGCGCUCCCACUGAUGUCUCAUCUGCCUCUUUGCUUUCUUUCAUUGGUCUUGGUGCACAAGAAGUCGAAACGGUUUCGCGGGGCAAUUUUCUUGAUGAUGCUGCCUCCCUUGCACUGGCUCGCAGUGAACAUUCACCUCCCGAUCUACCUAUAUACUCACCACGUACAUCUUGCGGCCAGGAACCCGACUACCUUCAUCUUUAUGAGCCAACAUGCGAGGCAACUCAUGGGUCAGAUGAUGCUCCGUUGGCUUUUCGGCCCAAAACAAACCUAAAUUCUGCAGUGAGACUGAAGAAAGGAGAGGAACCGAGUCCUUCAACUUGUCCAAAAAAUACUCACGACCUUUACUCUGAAGCACGGCGGACAGUUGAAUCUUUAAGAUCAAAACAGAAUUGUGCGUCUGUCUGUCAAUUUUGUGCUAUGCAACUCUUCUCCACCCCCAUUAAUACUGGCAGGGGACAGGCUGUAUUUUGCAGCGAGACUUGCCGUGCAAUGUACGAGUCAUCCACAUCCAAACAGCAACGACUGAACAAGUUGUCUUGUAUCCAGGCCGCCCCUACCAAUGUUUUUGCAGAUGAUGUUAUUUCUGCUGUGCCGAUUUUGGUGCAUACGUCAAUCCCAAAACUAUGCAAAAACGCCAGCAAGCCGGCGCCAGUAAACAAGCCUAAUCGUCGUCGACCGCUGCCGGGGCGGGACUUUCAACCGAAAGCAACUACGAGACGGUGGCAGGGAGCUCGCUGGAUGUCCUACUCCUCAGCCGAACAGCCGGUUGCGUUUUCACAUGUCAAGACGGCUACUACCCACCAACCAUUGUCUAAUUGGCUUAGGCCGAUCUCUUUCAGUUCCAUAUCAGACCUGCAUUCAACCCCUACUGACACACGUUUAUGUGGUUUAUGCAAAAAAUGCGGUGACGCUGAUGAUCAGGUAGCUGGAAGGCUGUUAAAUUACACUCGAGACCACUGGAUGCACGUCAAUUGCAUUUUAUGGUGCUACGAUACUUACGAGACGCUGGAUGGUUGUCUGAUGAACGUGGCCCGCUCUUUGAAGAAAGCUGCUGAAGUAAAGUGCUCCCACUGUGGCCUUCCUGGUGCCGGGCUUCCAUGCUUCGACGCCGACUGCACCCUCCUCUGCCACCUACAGUGUGCUCGCGCCCUUGAUUGUACUUUUCACGAGGACCGCAGCAUGUUCUGCCAGCUGCACCGAAACCAAGCGCAAGCGAACUGCCUAGACAGCCUUGCAGUUUCUCGUCGAGUCUUCCUAUCCCGAGACGAGUACUCCCUGGUUGAGGAUGUUAUCGGCUCCCAGUCGCCUCUGACAAUGGGACAACGCUCCAAGCUACGUAUAGGAUCUCUUAUCCUGCACUCCAUUGGCCAGCUGCUCUCCGAGCACGUGGACAGCGGCCGAUUUCACACCAAACUGUUCGUCUACCCCGUGGGUUUUUGUACUACUCGGAUCUACUGGUCGUAUCGGCGACCGGGGCGUCGGUGCUUUUACACCUGCUCCAUUGAGGAUUCCUCAUGCACUGUCUCUAGUAGUCAGGAUAAGUGGUUAACUGAUGGCCUUUGUGGGGAUCCUUUUAAAAAUGCACCCACGCGUCCCGUUUUCACCGUCCUUGUCAAUGACCCGGGCUUACCUGACGAGAAGUUCCGUUCCUUCCUCUGCAACACUGUCUGGCAGCACAUUCUGCAGUUGGUAAAAAUUGCUCGGAAAACGUUUCACCCUACUGCACUGGACCUAUUCUGCAAGGAGCUCGUCGGUGAGGAUCUUUUUGGCCUGUCCGAGUCUCAUGUUGUUCGUGCUAUCGAGUCUCUGCCGGGCAUUGAACACUUGCGGAAUUACAUCUUCAAGUUUGCAAAAAUGCAGUUAAUAUCGAAGAUGCCUCUCAUGCUGAAUCCUACUGGCUGUGCACGCUCAGAACCCAAACUGCGCACCUAUGUCAGAAAUAUGACUGGAGACAUUGAAGUCGAAUCGCGCACCGCCCUUCCCCCCACUGUCCCGCCCACCUCUCGCCUAACUGACCCACACCGCUGUAGUCAAAUUCCCCGUACCUGCAACCCCUUAUCCUAUACGGCUCCGAUAGGCAAGCAAUCUUCCCAAGUCCCGAGCAAAUUUUAUCAGUAUAAGCGUCUGCGAUUCGAGUGGAAAAACAAUGUGCUCCUGGCUAGGUCUAAGAUCCAGGGCCUGGGUCUUUUUGCAGCGCGUGAUAUCGACAAGCACGAAUUUAUAAUUGAGUAUCUGGGUCAGCUUAUCCGCAAUGAGGUCGGCAACCUGCGUGAGCGGUUGUAUGAUUCACAGAAUCGCGGCAUUUACAUGUUCCGUGCAGACGACGACUGCAUUGUCGACGCAACCAUGUACGGUGGUCUUGCGCGGUACAUAAAUCAUUCAUGUGAACCCAACUGUAUAGCCGAGGUGUUUGCCUUUGAGGCUAACAAGCGGAUAAUCAUAAUCGCCAAGCGGCUUAUCAAGAAGGGCGAAGAACUGACCUAUGACUACAAAUUCGACUUUGAAGAUGACAAGCCCAGCAGGAUCCCCUGUCUUUGCGGCGCGAAGCAGUGCAGAAAGUGGAUGAACUAG